UUGAACGUUGUGCGUUGCGCGCAGUCGUAUCGUUGUUGCUGAUAUUAUAACGGUCAAACAGCUGCUUAGCUGACAGAAAAUACAAAUAAUAAUAAUUCGUGUGGACGACAUAUGCUUCAGUAGUAAAUGUUCCCCCAAACCAAAAGCAAAUAAUAUAAAUAUAUUGUAAUCCAAACGAUAAAAGAAGAGAGAGAAACAAGAAAAGAGUGUGAAAUCAAUUUAAAAUCAAUUUAUCAAUCACAAAGCUUAAGCAUAAAAUGGAUGAACUCCCAGCCACAGCAGGCGAAGCAACAAUUACAAUAAACAUAAGUAACAACAGCAACAACAGCAACAGCAACAACGUUGUGGAUACACCUCCAAAGGUCAGCGCAUUCUUCAGCAGCAGCUCCAACUAUCAGAGCCGGGUGCAGCAGCUGAUCAGCUUCAGUUUCACGUCGUCGUUCCAUUUAAUCUUUAUCACAUCCAUAUUGAGCAUAAGUAAAUUUUGCAAUGCCGCCGCCGUAAAUGCUGCUCAGGUGACUGCAUCGGCGCCCAGUCCCAGUUUAAUCAUAUCAAAUCUGAGCGGAUCGGCGCUGCUCGAGAAAAUUAUGAAGACGACGACGCUGAGCCCACAGCUUGAUAAGCUCAAGAGUUCUGCGCCCGCCGCAGCUAACAGCAUCAGUGGGAGCAGUCCUGGCAACAGCUUCGGCUCAUCCUUCUUCAACAGCAAAGGCAUCAAUCUGAGCAUGGACUUUAUGUUCCAGAAUGUUUCGGGCAAGAUAAAUACGCCGUUGGAUAUAUCUCAAAGCCUGACACAUUUUUGCGAUGAGAAGCAGUUCCGCUGCAAGGAAAGCGGGGAAUGCAUACCCAUUCGAUUUGUCUGCGAUGGCGACACCGACUGCAAGGAUCACAGCGAUGAGCUGAUCGAGCAAUGUAAAUUUCAAGAAUCCACUUGCGGCGUUAAACAGUUCCGCUGCAACAACGGCAUGUGCAUACCCAACAAAUGGCGUUGUGAUCGUGAGAGCGACUGUGCCGACGGCUCCGAUGAGGCACCAGGCCUUUGCAAGAGCAAAACGUGCUCCCCCGACGAGUUCGCUUGCAAGAGCGGCGAGGGCGAGUGUAUACCACUCGCCUGGAUGUGCGAUCAGAGCAAAGAUUGCAGCGAUGGCAGUGACGAAGCCACGUGCAAUACAACUUGCCGUUCGGAUGAGUUCACGUGCAAGAAUAGCCGGUGCAUCCAGAAGCGCUGGGUCUGCGAUCAGGACAACGAUUGUGGCGAUGGCAGCGAUGAGGUCGCUUGUCCCAAAAUCGAAUGCCCCAAAGAUACCUCGUUCACCUGCAGCAAUGGCGGCUGCAUCAGCAAGACUUGGGUCUGCGACGGCGAACCGGAUUGCGAGGAUGGUGGCGAUGAGCGCAAUUGCGGCACUGUAUCACAGAUUUUAACGCCCUGCCAACCGCUCGAGUUUCAGUGCAAAGAUCGCAUCACCUGCCUGCCGCACAGCUGGGUUUGCGAUGGCGACCGCGACUGUCCCGACGGCGACGACGAGCAGAUGUCCAACUGCAGAAAUAUCACCUGCCGGCCGGAUCAAUUUCAGUGCGGCGAUCGCAGCUGCAUUGCCGGACACCUCACUUGCAAUGGACUGAAGGAUUGUGCCGAUGGCAGCGAUGAACGCGACUGCCGGAUCACAGCUGAACUCAAGAGCUGCAAUGCCAGCAGCCAAUUCGACUGUGGAGGCGGACAGUGUAUUGCCCUGUCGCAGGUCUGUGACAGGCGCAAGGAUUGUCCCGAUGGUGAGGAUGAGCCGGCGAACAAAUGUGGCAUAAACGAGUGCGACUCCAAAAACGGCGGCUGCAUGCAUCGCUGUGUGGAUCAGCCGUUGGGCUACCGAUGCGAGUGCAACGAUGGCUACAAGCUAACAAGCGAUGGCCAUCAUUGCGCCGAUAUCAAUGAAUGCGAAGAGCCGGGCGUCUGCUCCCAGAUCUGCGUCAAUGAAGUCGGAGGCUUCAAGUGCGAAUGCGAAGCGGGCUACAUGAGAGACUCGCAUGAUCGCACGCGCUGCAAGGCAACAGAGGGACAUGCUUCACUCCUGCUCGCACGUCGUCACGACAUACGAAAGAUUGCCUUAGAUCACAUGGAAAUCACAUCCAUUGUGAACAACACCAAGGCGGCCACUGCUUUGGACUUUGUGUUCCGUACGGGCAUGAUCUUCUGGAGUGAUGUAAACACCCAGAGCAUCUACAAGGCGCCCAUCGAUGAGGGCAACGAGAAGACUGUCGUGCUGAAGAAAUCAUCAGUGACCUCGGAUGGCCUAGCUGUCGAUUGGAUCUAUAACCAUGUCUACUAUACGGACACUCAUAAGUGCACCAUCGAGUUGACCAAUUUUGAUGGCAACAUGGGCAAAGUUCUGAUUGAGGACGCGCUCGAUAUUCCCCGCUCCAUAGCUCUCGAUCCCAUUGAGGGUUGGAUGUACUGGUCCGACUGGGGUGCCUCGCCGCGCAUCGAACGCGCCGGCAUGGAUGGCUCCCAUCGCACGACGAUCAUCAACUAUGACGUCAAGUGGCCUAAUGGCAUCACCUUGGAUCUGGUGAGGAAGCGCAUCUACUGGGUGGAUGGCAAGCUGAAUAUAAUUUCCUCGGCCAACUACGAUGGCUCGCAGCGCAGACAGAUCUUGUACUCGACUGAGUAUCUGCGACAUCCCUUCUCCAUCAGCACCUUCGAGGAUUACAUCUAUUGGACCGACUGGGACAAGCAGACGGUCUUCAAGGCUAACAAAUUUACUGGACAAGACGUAGAGCCUAUCACAGCUGUUCACAUGUUGCAGCACCCCAUGGUCAUCCAUGUGUAUCAUCCUUAUCGCCAGCCCGAUGGCAUUAAUCAUUGCCAAUCAGUAAAUGGACACUGCUCGCAUCUGUGUCUGCCUGCACCCCGCAUCAACGAGCGCAGUCCGCGCAUCUCCUGCGCCUGUCCCACGGGUCUCAAGCUCAUGCCGGAUGGUCUUAUGUGCGUCGAAGAUCUACGUAUACGCACCGUAAAGCCCUCCAAGCGCUUCAAUACAACGACGACACAAGUGAAACUUGCGAAGCCAAACCAAACAUUCGCCAAACUACCUCAAGAUGCGCCCAGCUUAUCGACUGACGCUGGAAACUUUGUAAAUGCGACACAUGCGGACGGAGACAGCGCUGAGACAGCGCCACCGCCGGAGGGCAAUUCCAAAACAAUAGCUUUUGCUAUCAUCGGAACGGUUGCAGCUGUAACCUUAGUUAUAGCCGCCUCCUAUUGGCUAUUAAGGCAGUAUCCAAAGCGCGGAAACACAAUGAACUUUUCGAAUCCCACGUACAAUAAGACCACAGAGGAUACAUUUAGCUUGGAGAAGAACGCGUCUAUCAAUAGAUGCUCCUCAGCCAUGGAGGAAGAGGUAAGCGGGUCGUUGGUGACAUCAGUGCCAAAUCCAAAUGAUUUUAGCUAUGUGAGAUUUUAAGCAGAGCGGAUAGUA
Drosophila hydei is the source of this 3473-nucleotide messenger RNA. RefSeq names its product low-density lipoprotein receptor (gene LpR2). The record is from RefSeq and is a predicted model, not a curated record. The transcript is spliced from 11 exons. NCBI's taxonomy places the organism in Eukaryota, Metazoa, Arthropoda, Insecta, Diptera, Drosophilidae. The coding region runs from base 258 to 3458 and encodes 1066 amino acids. Gene Ontology annotation, molecular function: calcium ion binding; protein binding.